Molecule: messenger RNA, 1974 nt
Organism: Oryza brachyantha (malo sina)
Lineage: Eukaryota; Viridiplantae; Streptophyta; Magnoliopsida; Poales; Poaceae
Product: RNA-binding NOB1-like protein
Exons: 5
Coding region: 1-1695 (564 amino acids)
Biological process (GO): ribosomal small subunit biogenesis; maturation of SSU-rRNA
Cellular component (GO): preribosome, small subunit precursor
Molecular function (GO): RNA endonuclease activity
Source: RefSeq, a predicted model, not a curated record
AUGGAAGAAGCUUGGCCGCCUCUCGCCCCCUCCCCCGCCCCCGCCCCCGCUCCUCCCGCGGCUCCUACGGGUGGAGGGGCAUGGGGCGCGGCCGCGGUGGCGGAGCGGAGGGCGGUGGCGGAGGAGUCGGCGGCGGAGGCGGUGAGCCGGCUGGUGGCGAGCUGCGCCAACUCGAGCGGCGUGGCGGUGGCCGUGGUGGACGCCAACGCCGUCAUCGCGGGCGGGACGGCGCUCUCGUCCUCGGCUGCUGGGCGCCUGGUGACGGUUCCCGAGGUGCUGGAGGAGGUGCGGGACGCGUCCGCCCGGCGGCGCCUCGCGCUCCUCCCGGCCGCUGUUGAGACCGUCGAGCCUGCUCCUGAAUUCGUCAAGAAAGUUGUCAAAUUUGCCAGGGAAACCGGAGACCUACAGACGCUUUCAGAUGUUGAUAUCAAGAUUAUUGCUCUAGCUUACAUGUUGGAAGCUGAGAUCCAUGGGACUAACCAUUUGCGGGAGCACCCACCUCCCCUGCGUGUGGUAAAUGUGAGAAACCUGAAAGAUGCUCCGCUGCCGGGUUGGGGCUCUAAUGUGCCAAACCUAGCAGAGUGGGAGGAAUUGGAUCAGAUGUCUGAAGCAGGCGGAAAUCUCAAGUCUCGCAUUCUUCCGCUGAAGGAUCUUGAGAACCAAGAAAUCCCAACUAGUGAGACCAACAGUAUUUCUGAGAAACAAGGGGAUGAAGAGCAUCAGCCUGCAAAUAAAGAUGCGUGUAUUGCUUGGGAAGAUGAUGAGAAUAAUGAAGGUUGGUUACCUGCCGUUAGUCGCAGUACACACAGAAGAUAUCUAAGGAGGAAGGCAAGACGUGAUGCCCUCAAGGAAUCUGAACAAAGUUUUGAGACAAGUUCUGUUGACCCAUCAAUUGAUGACGAUAAAAGUUUAUCUGAAAAUGGUUUGAAUCCAGUGGAUGGCCCUUCUGCUGAUCCAGAAAAAAUGACAUCAAGAACUGAUAAGGACAAUGAGGCAGACAAUGUUGGUACUAUUGAGGAGACUGGUGGUACGGAUGCAUGCAUUGAAGAGUUGGAUAACUUGGAUAUCAAAAGUGAGACUGAGGAAGGUGCUGAUUCCUCUUUUGCAGAUGAUGGGAGCAGUGAGCAGAGUUGGGCGUUGAGGUCCUUAUCUGAAUCUACUGUAGCCUGUAUAACCAGUGACUAUGCCAUGCAAAAUGUCAUCCUGCAGAUUGGCCUCCGUCUCUUGGCACCAGGUGGCAUGCAAAUACGUCAGUUGCACAGGUGGGUUCUGAGGUGUCAUGCUUGCUCUAAGGUGACCCAAGAGGUUGGGAAAAUAUUUUGCCCAAAAUGUGGCAAUGGUGGCACCUUACGGAAGGUAUCAGUAACAGUUGGUGAAAAUGGAAUCACUAUGGCCUCACGACGUCCACGCGUGACACUUCGAGGCACAAAAUUUUCCCUCCCAAUGCCCCAAGGUGGAAGAGAUGCCAUCACUAAGAAUCCCAUUUUGCGUGAAGACCAGCUUCCCCAGAAGGUUCUGCACCCUAAAUCGAAGAAGUCAAGCAAGCAGGAUGAUGAUUUUUUGGGUGCCGAUGACAUAUUUUCGCACAGUGGGGAUAAGAAAGUGUCUCUGAAACCUCCAGUGAGGAAGGCCCUUGCAAUGUUCAGUGGGAAACGAAACCCGAACGACAAUCACUUUUCUCGCAAGAAGCAUUAAGUUUUCGUUCUCCUUUCUUCGUUUUUUACCAUCAUGGUUUUUGUACUCGCAUUAUGUAAUGGGAUUACGGGAGGACUAGAGUAUUAUUCAUCAAGACUUACCUACCUUAAUAGUGAUUGUGAAGCAUGUAAGCUAUGCAAUUUUGCAAACAUCCAUCUGAACUUCACUAUUUUCAAGACAACUACAGCUGGGGUAUUUCGUGUACAAGACGUACAUGGCAUUUGCAUCUGAGAUUCCUCAACUAUUCAAAAUGAGCAACUGAAAUGUUCAUUAGAACAA